Cucumis melo (muskmelon) is the source of this 3550-nucleotide messenger RNA. RefSeq lists its product as uncharacterized. NCBI's taxonomy places the organism in Eukaryota, Viridiplantae, Streptophyta, Magnoliopsida, Cucurbitales, Cucurbitaceae. Bases 964 to 3321 code for a protein of 785 amino acids. The record is from RefSeq and is a predicted model, not a curated record. The transcript has 5 exons.
UGCAUUAUUUGGUUUUUAGUUUGUUCUGCCAUUGUAAUAGUGCUUCACUUGCCACUAAUAUUGAUUGGAAAAAGUUUGUUCAUCUUUCUUUUUUCUAGCCCCAUCAAACCCACUUUUCUUUUCUUUCCAUAGAAACAAACAGAAACGGUCCCUUGCCUUAUCUUGACUUACUGUUCAAUGGAGACUUGUGUUGUAGAUUGUAGUGUCAUUUCGCCAUUAAGAUGGCCUACCCCUUUUAGUUUUUAAGUGGGGAAAUGAUAUGAAGCCUCUCGAGAAAGCUUCCUCUUUGGUUGCUUGGCCAAUGGCCACUAUUUGUUUUGGAAUUGAUGGAAAAAGUUUCACUCAUUGCUUAUAAUAUAGCUUGUUUGCUUUCUUUACUUUCUUUUAUUUGCUAAAAUACGUGAAGGGGAAAGCAAUAUCUGAGUUAUGUAAGAAAUGGGAAGAUAUUAAUACGUUUUGUUCACUUCUUCUUCCUUUCUUCUCGCUGCUACUCUACUGUUGUGUACUUGGAACUAUUUGUCCUUAUGUAUAAGUUUAUUUUAACUGCAGCAGGGUUUCUUUUUUCCCUAAAUAAAUCUUUGUUCUGAUGUAUUUUUAAUUAUAGUUUUCAUUUUGUUUUACUUACUGAUGGAAUGUUUUCUAAUGCGGAAAUAGUUUAGACCAAUAUAAAGAUUGUUUUUUGUUCUCUUCUGAUAUUUGGGAAGACAAUCUGUUUUGUGCUUUUCUUUGUAAAAGUAGUUCCAUUUUGGGUUCUCCCUUUUUUAUCAUUGAGAACCAUAGUUAAUCAUUCACCAUGGCAAUAGGCUCGUCAACAAGACUAGUAUCACGGGAGAAAAGAACCGAUCAGCAUGGAGCAGAGGAAGCUCUUCUUGGACCACAUGUCCUUGAGUUAUUUUCAUCUGGGCAAUAGAUUAUGAUACAAACAAGAGGUUUCUAUAGAAGAAACACAUAAGGACUUCUGCAAUGGGAACAAAGCAUAUGCAAUCUAAUUCUAGCAUGGUUGGAAGAGUCUCAAAAAGCCACAAAAUGCAUUGCAAAGCAGUUGAUAGACCUAGCAAAGACCUUCAACAACCAUCUCCUAAAAGUUUGGUCAAUCCAUCAUCAAAGAAGCUAGAUUCAACAGCUUCAACAAGAGUAGCUUGCUGCAGAAGUCAAAGAUUUUGUACUUGUAAAAGUUGUAUGGAGUAUAGCCGACAUAAUGAGAUCAGCCUAAAAUUGGUUCAGAAGAAUGAAGCGUCUGAGCCAUUUUCAAGUAAAAAAUUUGUUGGUGUGGCUGAUAAACAGUGUAAACAAUUGUUAGAUGCAUUGGGAAUUUUCAAUUCGAAUAAGGAAUUGUUUGUAAAUCUACUACAAGACCCUAAUUCUCUGUUGAUUAAACGUAUUGAAGACAAUACUGAAUCGAGGAACAGAAAACAGCAGAUGAUGACUUUCUUUGAUAGCAGGUUGUCUGAAAACAAAAUAAGAGAAGUGGGGGAAUCUGAUGAGCCUAAGUGCUGUCAAAACUUGAAGCCCUGUGAUAGAUUACCCGCUGAGGAUAGUGAUGAUUCUCUAUCCUUGGAAAGAAUAGUAGUAUUAAAGCCAAAUUCAACUAGCUCACUACAGGCGGCUGUAGGAACCAAUUAUUGCUCCUCUCUGAAAUCUCAUUCUAGUUGCACAAAGAAUGGGCAGAGUGACAAGGGAACUCUUUUUUCUUUUAGACAAAUAAAAAGGAAGAUGAAGCAAGCAAUGAGGGUAGGGAGAAAAGAAGGUGAAUGCCUAUCAUCUAAUGGUAUGCCUAAGGAAACGCCAGUGAUCUGUAGGGCCCCAAAAGAUGAUGGUAAACAGACGGUUAUAGGGGCAACUAGAAGAAGUUCCUAUAGUAAAAUUCAAACAGAUGAUAAAGGAAUUUCUAGUUCAUUUCAAGAUUCCCUAGAAAGAGAUCAAGAAGACAAGGCAUUUUACUCUAGAAAUGGGGACAAGACAGCUUCUACUAGUGAAAGUACCUACAAAAAGGUUGUCCAGCCAGCUGUGCUAAGUAAUCUCAAACGGCAGAAGUCUAAGAAGCACGAAGGAGAUAAAGAGGUUUCAAGAAAAAUGAAAGCAAAACCGUGGGGGUGGGUGAUGUGCUUUUCUGACGAUGACAUAUUGCCAUCAAAUAAACCCGGAUGCCAUACUGCAGGCCGUAUGAGAUACUCCCACCUUGGCAAUAAGAAGUUUAUUCACGAGAAGAAGACACAACCUCAGAAUGACGAGGAACAAUGUUGCAAGACUCCAGAAAUGGUUAAAGUAGGAGCUUCUUUUGCAGAGGCGGGGAGGGAUGAUGACCAAUUGCACGCCUCAACUACAGAGUUGAAUGUAUCUCCCGUCAUUUUUCCUGAAGUGGAUCAAGAUCCAAUUAUUGAAGGAUCUGUGAAGCUCAUAAAAGAAGUUACCACUGUACAACAGGAAAGAAGCAAUUUUUGUGAAGCAUCAUCUAGAUUUGAUAACAGUUCCAACACUAGUUACUGUCAGAGAACAAACAAGAACGAGGGCUUUGGAGAGAAAGGAAAUCCGGAGCUCUCUAAACCGAAUUUGCCUUUGGAGGUUCAACCAUCAGCUUUUUCAGUAGAUACAUUUCCGUCCAGCUCAUUACAAUUUCAGACAGUGGAAGAUCCUAAUGGUUUUUGUGAUAGAGUAGUUCAGCCUCUACCAGAACCUAUAAAUGACCAACUUUUGGUAGAUGCAACCUCUAGUAAUCUGGCUAUCACCUCAGGAACAGCUGAGCCAUCUAGUGAAGCACUCCCCAUUAAUUUUGAAGAGGACCAGUGUACUGGUUUGGCAAGAUUGCAAGAGGUUCUCGAUCCUGCCAUCGCGUCCUUUCAUUGUUGUGGCUCUACCUCUCAGUGUAUACUUGAGCUGCUGCAAGUCUCAAAACAGAAUUGGAAUGAAUUGUCGAUGGAUUGUCAUUCUUCGACUUGGCUGCAGAUAUCGUUUGUUGACAAAGUGAAGAUGUUUAGUAGCCAGUUAUGUGGUGAUUGUGUGCUUCUUUUUGACUAUUUUAAUGAAGUCCUUGAGGAUGUUUUCCACUGUUAUGUUAGAUGCUCCUCAUGGUUAUCAUCUUAUAAGCCACACAUUCAAGCACCUAAUAAGGAAAGCACUUUUUAUCACGAGGUUAUGCAGCAUAUGGAUUGGUCACUUUUGCAGCAGCAGCCACCACAAACACUGGACCAUCUUUGUUUAAGAGACUUGAAAUCUAGAACAUGGAUCGACUAUCCAACUGAAACUGAAGAGGUUGUUACGAUUAUAGCGGAAUCGGUUUUAAGAGAAUUAAUCAUUGAAAGUGUUGUUUACCUUGGUUUAUGAAGCUACGUAUCUUUAUGUGUGUAAAUUCUGGGUUAAACAUGUGAUAUCUGACAUCAUGACCAGAAUUCUAAUGUAGAGUCAUGUUGUCUAUUUGAAUGGAAUCUUAAGCAGGCUUUUCACUUGCUUUUAGGACAGGAAAUUGUGUAAUGCUUUGGCCCCAUUCUGUAGUGCAUUUUAUUUGUAUAGUUCAGUCUCAAUUUAUCAGUGGACAUCAUCCAAUUUUCUCUUA